This is a messenger RNA of Ahaetulla prasina, 3209 nucleotides long. RefSeq names its product adrenoceptor alpha 2A (gene ADRA2A). The record is from RefSeq and is a predicted model, not a curated record. The coding region runs from base 964 to 2328 and encodes 454 amino acids. Gene Ontology annotation, cellular component: membrane. The transcript has 4 exons. Gene Ontology annotation, molecular function: adrenergic receptor activity. Gene Ontology annotation, biological process: adenylate cyclase-activating adrenergic receptor signaling pathway. Lineage: Eukaryota; Metazoa; Chordata; Lepidosauria; Squamata; Colubridae.
UUAGGUGGAGGUGCGAGCGAACCGUUUGAGAAGUUGGCGGGUGGGCGUGUCCACCACGCAGGACUUCUCCCCGAGGGAGGCCGAGCGAGGAGACGGCUGCUUUCGGGGAAAAAACAAAAACCCCAAACCGGAGCCUCAGCCGCCCGGCUGAAAAGCUCCUCUCUGCCGGAGGAGCGACUGCGAGACAGAGGCGGGGAAGAGCACCGUGGGGGGGGGGGCUGUUCCCCACGUGGCGCUGACGCUGAGCCACUGAACCGCCGAGCCGAUCGGGGGCUAUAAAGUGAACUGGGAGCCCAGAAGGGCUGAGCUUCAGUCAGAGAGCGAGGGCUGCCUUCCUGGAGGAGGAGGAGGAGGAGACGACGACGACUUUGCACCCCGUUUCCAACCCUGAGCCCUUAAAACCUUCUCCGUUUGCGGUCGUUGGUAUCCGUAGAGGAGCGGCGCCCUUUUGAGAGUGUGAGGCGGGGACCCUCCGCUGCCUCCUGGCGUUUCUUCGCGCGGUUUAUUGGCGAGAACGGCGCCCUUCGUCGCCUCCAUGCGGGGGCAGCUCCGCCAGGAGAAGCCAGGCUCCCUCUCCGCCGCCUGCCUCCGGCGGAGGUCCCGUCCUCGCCUUUUCUCUCGCGGGGUGAAGGUAAGAAGCAACUUUUGACUCCCGCUCCGCCUGCCUCGAAUGGACUCUUGAGGAGCCCCCCCCCCGCACCCUCCCGUCUCGGCUGGACUUUGUAGGGAAAAUCAGGGACAGUGGGGGAAGGUAGGAAGGAGAGACCCGGUCGCCGAUGACUGAAACGGAGGCGGAGGGCAGUUAUGGAAGCUGAGCCAAGCCGCUUCUCUUGCUCCUGAUUGGAAUCGGUGGCUUUUCGGUGCCUGCAGAAAGGACCAACCCCCUUGGAGACAGGUGCGGGAUCCUCCUCCUCCUCCUCGCAGGGUGUGCCUGUCUUAAGUGACGUCCAUGAAGCUGGGUUAAUGUUGAAGCUGAAGAGCCCGUACCCAGAGCAAGGGGGAUUCGCUUCCCUGGCCCACCUACCCUCUUUCCAGCUGGAGCACAGCUACCCACAGCACAUGGAUGGCAAUGGGAGCUUGAAUGGAAGUGAGGGCGGGCAGAAAGAGGGCCUUCCUUACCCCUUGCCCACUACCUUAGCCCUCAUCUUCCUGGCCACGCUGCUCAUGAUCGUCACCAUCUUUGGCAACGUAUUAGUCAUCAUUGCUGUCUUCACCAGCCGGAUGCUGAAGGCCCCUCAGAACCUCUUUUUGGUUUCCUUGGCCUCAGCAGACAUCCUGGUGGCCACCUUGGUCAUUCCCUUUUCUCUUGCCAAUGAGGUGAUGGCCCAGUGGUAUUUUGGCAAGGUGUGGUGCGAGAUCUACCUGGCUUUGGAUGUACUCUUCUGCACCUCUUCCAUUGUGCAUCUCUGUGCCAUCAGCUUGGAUCGCUACUGGUCCAUUACACAGGCCAUUGAGUACAACCUCAAGCGCACACCACGCCGUAUCAAAAGUAUCAUCUUCCUGGUUUGGGUCAUCUCCGCGGUCAUCUCUUUCCCACCACUUAUCUCCAUUAUGAAACAGGGUGAGCCUGAGAGUCAGCUCCACGAACAAACAGAAUUGAAACCUGAGAACAAAUUGCUCAGCUGCAGUAUCAACAAGGAGACCUGGUACAUCAUCUGUUCCAGCAUAGGCUCCUUCUUUGCUCCUUGCCUUAUCAUGAUCCUGGUCUAUAUCCGUAUCUACCAGAUUGCAAAAAGGAGGUCUCGAGUUCCUCUCAACAAGCAAGGGGAGACUGUAGAGAGCAGACAGAAUGGGUUAGAUAACAAAGACGAUACGCCUGCGAUAACCAAGCUCAAUGGAGGGAAGACAGCAUUGGCAGGAGGAAACCAGGAAUCAGAAGCCAAUGGUAUAGACCUGGAGGACACAUCAUCUUCAGAGCACAAUGGCACUCCUCAGCCUAGGAAAGCAGAAAGGCUUCCCAGAAGUAAGGGCAAAACCAAACUCUGCCAGAUUAAGCCUGGGGACCAUUUGCCUAAUCAAGUAGAAGAGGAUAGGAAUGCCAAAGCUUCACGAUGGAGGGGGAGACAGAACCGAGAAAAGCGCUUCACCUUCGUACUUGCAGUAGUGAUUGGAGUUUUCGUUGUCUGCUGGUUUCCUUUCUUCUUCACUUACACAUUGACUGCUGUUUGUAGGAGAUGCAAUGUUCCCGAUACCCUCUUCAAAUUCUUCUUCUGGUUUGGUUAUUGCAAUAGUUCCCUGAAUCCUGUCAUCUAUACUAUCUUCAACCAUGACUUUAGGAGGUCCUUUAAAAAAAUUCUCUGCAGAAUAAACCGGAAAAGAAUUGGGUGAAGCGGGGAUCUGCAAGGCAAGUCUUAGGUUCAGCUCUGGUGGGAUAUUGGAAGUGGGUGGCACCUUGUCUAAUUACUGAACAUUGACUGAAGGCUUCAGGUGAGAUAAAACAAUUAAAAUAUUAGUGUGCAACCAGAACCCAAGAAGAUAUGUGCCCAGGGAUGGAUCAAAAUUCUUAUUUUAGUGUGUUCUUUCUAUGUAUUUCAGCACAUUGAACAAAUGAGGCUGGGAAAGGAAAAUAGGCACAGAAUGUCUACCAGCAGUUCAAAAACAUUUAUCGUCAAGGUGGAAAGAUCUGACACUAUCCACCAUGGAUGAAUGGUUGGUGAAAUUGACAAAACUUGCUGAUGUAGCCAAAAUGACUUUGAUUAAAGAAAUAACUGCAGAAAAAAUAAUUGCUACCAACCUGCCUUCCAUUGAGGACCUAUAUACUGCAUGAAUCAAGAAGAGGGCCGUGAAAAUAUUUACAGAUCCCUCACAUCCAGGACAUAAACUGUUUCAACUCCUACCCUCAAAACGACGCUAUAGAGCACUGCACACCAGAACAACUAGACACAAGAACAGUUUUUUCCCGAAGGCCAUCACUCUGCUAAACAAAUAAUUCCCUCAACACUGUCAAACUAUUUACUAAAUCUGCACUACUAUUAAUCUUCUCAUCGUUUUCAUCACCAAUCUCUUUCCACUUAUGACUGUAUGACUGUAACUUUGUUGCUGGCAAUCCUUAUUAUUUAUAUUGAUAUAUUGAUCAUCAUUUGUGUUGUAAAUGUUGUACCUUGAUGAAGGUAUCUUUUCUUUUACGUACACUGAGAGCAUAUGCACCAAGACAAAUUCCUUGUGUGUCCAAUCACACUUCGCCAAUAAAAAAUUCUAUUCUAUUCUAA